Musca domestica (house fly) is the source of this 3161-nucleotide messenger RNA. Its product is annotated as T-box transcription factor TBX6. Gene Ontology annotation, biological process: heart development; regulation of transcription by RNA polymerase II; cell fate specification. The record is from RefSeq and is a predicted model, not a curated record. The transcript is spliced from 5 exons. Bases 996 to 2918 code for a protein of 640 amino acids. NCBI's taxonomy places the organism in Eukaryota, Metazoa, Arthropoda, Insecta, Diptera, Muscidae. Gene Ontology annotation, molecular function: DNA-binding transcription factor activity, RNA polymerase II-specific; RNA polymerase II cis-regulatory region sequence-specific DNA binding. Gene Ontology annotation, cellular component: nucleus.
GAUUUGUUUUUUCUUUCGAUUUUUUGUGUGUUUUUUUUUUAUUUUUACUCUUAAGCCGAUGUUGUGUGUGGUGGUUGCUGCGACGACUGCUACCACGAAAACGAUCGUCACUUCUCAUCGUGGCUGCCGUCGCCGUUCUCAUUCACUGAAACGUAUAAUUUUUUGUGACAAACGUAAAACGAAAAAAAAAAACGAUAUUCAGUUGAACUACAAACUUUGUUAAGCCAGCAAGCGGAUCCAUGCUCAUUGGCGAUCGUGAAUUACUCUCUCUCACUCCAACUGUAUGCGAACGUGUAGUCGAGCCAUCUGAAGCUGUGUUAGACCGUCGGUAGCAAUGCAGCGUGUUAUGGAAACUUUAAAGCUGCGGUACCUCAAUUCCACAUAGUUAUCGCUUAGAUCUAAUCCAAUUAGCACCCACUCAAAAGCUGGAUAAAGUUUUUUUCUUCUUCGCUUACAAAACAAGAAAAGCAAAUUUGACACAUUUGAAUAAUUUGUUUUCAAUUUGCAUAAAUUAUUAUACAAAAAACAAGUUCACACUAUCUCAACAAUAAUAAAAUUGUUGCUGAUUAUUAAAAAAAUUUUUAAAGAAAAGGAAAAAAAACACGUUGCUUUGCGUUGUGUAAUCAUGCUAAAGUAUUGGUGAUAAAUGUAACACUUCCGUUUAACGCCAACGCCGGUUCGCAUUUUUUUGCAUUCGUUAUCAUGUCGUUGUCGUCAUCAUCAUCAUCAUCAGCAUCAUAGAAGACGUGUUCACUACUUAACAACAACAAUAAUAAUAAAUACAACAAUCACCUAAACUCUAAUAACAACAACUGUUGUAAUUGACUAUGUCGGACUUCGUGUUUUGUGAUCGUGCCUAGCGAUAAAUUUCCAUUAUAACCUGUCUGCAAUUAAAAACGAAAAAAAUAAAAGGUAUUAACGAAGUGCAACAACAAAGACAUCAUCAUUCAUAAUUGUUAUAAAAAGCGAACAAAACAGGGAGAUACAAAAGCACAAUGAUUACCAUGAACGAACUGGUGGAUUUGCGUAUGCAACAACACAUUGCCCAUGAAAUCUAUCGCCAACAGAUCAUGCAACGUAUACCAGAUCCCUUUCCACCGAUGAUGCACAUCCCUCUGCCACGACAUGUUAUAAUGCCACCACGAGUUACUCUGCCCGGAGUCGAUGUCCAAUUGCAAAACGACGAAUUAUGGAAACAAUUUCAUCAAAUUGGAACGGAAAUGAUAAUAACGAAAAGUGGAAGACGUAUGUUCCCAUCCAUGCGUUUGUCUUUGUCCGGCCUGGAUGAUGACACCAAUUAUUGUGUUCUCCUGGAGAUGGUACCAAUUGGCGAUUGCCGCUAUAAAUUCUCCGGUUCACAGUGGGUGCCAGCUGGCGGUGCUGAGCCACAGUCGCCACAACGCAUGUACUUGCAUCCGGAUAGCCCGGCCACCGGUUCCCAUUGGCAGGCCCAACCGAUUCUAUUCAAUAAAGUGAAAUUGACGAACAACACUUUGGACAACAGCGGUCAAAUUGUUUUGGCCAGCAUGCAUAAAUAUCAACCUCGUAUCCAUGUUAUACGCACCUCGGAUUUGGCUCAAAUACCGUGGGCGCCACAGCAGGCCUUUGUAUUUCCGGAAACGGAAUUUGUGGCAGUCACAGCCUAUCAGAAUGAUCGCAUUACCAAACUGAAAAUCGAUAAUAAUCCCUUUGCCAAGGGCUUUCGUGAGACUGGUCAAUCGCGUUGCAAGCGUAAAAUGUCUUCAUCACCUACUGCCGAUGAGCAGUUGUUGCGGCAGCAGCAUGAAAUCAUGUCGCCAACGAAAUUAUCAUCGUCGUCUCCACCAACGUCGUCGUCAACAACAAUAGCCUCCUCCUCCUCCUCCUCCUCCUGCCUCUCUUCGGCGACAUCGAAUGCAACAAUCAGUGAGUCGGGAUCAUCAAUUUGUUCGGAUAAACCAGUGACGACGGCAUUCUUUAAUGAUCAUAUCAUUGUGGACAUGGAUGCUGGAACAUCAGCGCAAAUUAAACGAUUACGCUCAAACGAUUUAGCCGCCAUUGCAGCACUGGAGCAUGCUGCGCAUGGAUCAUUGGAUGGUGGUGGUGGUGUCGGUGGUGGUUGCAUUGCACCAUCAGCUUUGGAAACCAGUUCUAACCACAGUAUGUCAUCACCAUUGCCUCUGGAAUAUGUUAACAAUAGUGGCAAUGUUUUUCAACAACAAGCCGCUGCGGCAGCUGUUGCUGCAUUGGCUGCUGGCCAAAAUGGUGUUGGCGGCGACCGAGUUGGUACAAGUUGUAAUGCAACAUCCGUUGCAUUCAUGCAUCAUUUCCAACAAAAUAUGCAGACGUUGUUGCGACCUUCACUGGUCGAUUUAGCAUGUACCUAUUUUGCUCGUCCCCAGCCCAUGUAUCCCCAGCCGCAACAUGCAGCCUAUGUUUCCACACAACAGCAUGAAGCUCUUGUGGCGGCCGGUUUGACAGCCCAGCAUACAUUGCCACCAACAGCACCUGUGCCACCACCACUUCUUCUGCCGCCAUUGCCCCAACAUUUGUCUCUCAAUGCUGGAGGCAGUGACGGUGGUGGUAGUGGAGAAUUGUUGCCAAAUCGUGUUACUGCCAUUAACUCGAAUACCACCUCCGAUUGCAUUACAAACGAUGCCGAUCUUUCUUCAUCCGAUUCAUCAUUAAUACAAGACGAUGUGACGCUACCAACAGCAACAACACCAAUCCCGGUGCCAACAACGUUCGACGCUGUUGCUACUGCCAACAACACCGACUCCACCAUCGCCGCCGGCAGCGAUGGUUGUCCACCGACAAAUGAUGCAUUACCCCAAUCACCGUCAUGCAACAGGGCCCAGCUAAAUCAUCCCAGCCACAACAGCAACAAUGGCAGAAAGCAAGGCUUCAGCAUAUCGGCCAUUUUAGGUGGUGGUAGUUAGUGAGACUUUUAAUUAAGCUGACUUUUUUUUCGUUUCUUAUAACGUGCCAAGUAACAGUGAUCGUCAUGUGGAGUGGAGUUAUCUUAGACAUAAUGCUGGGUGUUAUCGCUAAAAUUGUACGAUUUUUUUUAUUUUAUAUAACUAAUAUGGACCACGCCUUGUUAAUAUGCAAUAAAUUUUGUAAUAAUUUAAUUUCCUAACAAUGGACAAUAAUAAAAAAAUAAUUUUUACCAAAACAAAAAA